Seminavis robusta is the source of this 1302-nucleotide messenger RNA. The record is from the annotation of a GenBank genome assembly. NCBI's taxonomy places the organism in Eukaryota, Bacillariophyta, Bacillariophyceae, Naviculales, Naviculaceae.
CAUCUUUCCCAAGGCCAAUUUGCUGCAGAAACGGGGGUCGUGCCUUUAGGUCGCCACAACAAGUUACGGUGCUGCGGUUGUCUUUUGAGUAGGUAAUUCAUCGUCAACAUGCCCAGCGCUGCUCGCACCAAUCUGACGUCCAACGAUGUUCGGAUAUCCAACGAUGUUCGGAUAUCGAACUGUGAAUUGGGAGAAGGCACCUUUCGCGUUUGCCUAGAAGGCACUUUUAUAGGCGGCAAUCGGAACCAACAGGAAGCCGCCUGCAAGCGUUUCAAGUCCGAGUUUCGUGAAUUGGAAGAUGAAUUCUUUGCCAUGGACUUUCAAAUUGUAGACAAGACGAUUGAAUUCGCCGAGAGUUGGAACGAUCUGUGUCCCGUUGGCAAGGAGAUAAUGGUCAACAAGGGAACCAUUCAUUCCUCGUGCAGUGGCCUUCGAUAUUUGGUAGAACCACUGAUUCGUCGUUACACCAAGUUCACCUCCAACUCGGGAUGGAUUGAUGAUUCCGAUGAAGCGAAAGUACGGGCCAUGGAGGCGUUCUCUCAUUUUACUUAUGACAAGUCGGGAGGACAAAUGAUUGUCUGCGAUUUGCAAGGCCGUUAUCGACCCAAACGGAAUUCCAAGACCAAGUCUCGCUUUGAACUGAGCGAUCCUGCUAUUUGUUCCAGACUAUGCAACUACGGACCCACCGAUCUGGGAGAGAAAGGCAUUGACUCCUUCUUUAGCAACCAUGCGUGCAAUGAGUUUUGCAAAGACUACUGGGAGCGACCAAAGGGGGCCCAACGAUGGUUCCCAGCAACACAUGGGACAUCCAUGAUGGCAUCCCACAUGUCCCACAAACUCAAACUCAACCAUCGAGCCACCUUUCGUACCAACUUGCAGGGGAUUAUGGAAGACAAUUGUGGCGACUCGGAUGGUUCCGAUGAGGAUUCCGAUGAGGAUUCGUGGUAUUAAGAAGCUACACACACGUGGAUUUCAGCGGUACGUUCCUAAGAAGGAAUAAAAGAAUCAAUGGUUUGGUUCUUCACCAUUCUAAAAACCAAAAGGUUCCCUUCAACCACUCGGUAACAUGGACUAUCCAUGGCUGGCUGGCCAGUGCGUUUACUACUUGUAGAAAGACAUCUUCUUAUAGAGAUGUUUGUUGAGUUGUGUCAUGCUGAGAUGAAAAAGACUUUCAAUAGCACAUAUAGCGAGAAUCACCAAUCUGGACUGAUUCAGCAUCCUCCCCUUCUUGGUUCCUUCGAGGCUUGGCUGUUGUCGAAGAAGCAGCUGCUACAGGAGUUGUCAUUGUCACUUGAGCUCUGG